UAUCACACAGAAGAGAGGGCUCCUCAAGAAGAAAGUCAAAGUGCAAGUGAAUGGAGCGCAGCACUCUGAAGCAAACCCAGACAAAUGUAUAAAGGGUGAGAACUUUUUGUUUUGAUUUUGAAUUUUGAGGAGAAGAAGUUUCAUCGCGGUCAUGAAUAUCAAAGAUGAUGUCCCUGAAGAUGUGGUGGUGGACAUCCUUGCUAGACUUCCUGUCAAAUCGCUGCUGCGAUUCAGGAUGGUAUGCAAAGCUUGGUGUGAUAUUGUUCGAAACCCUAAUUUUAUAGCCACCCACCACCGGAAUCAGACCGCUCUCAACGACACUGGAGGCAGUUCCAGUGCCAGAUUCAUUGUGAACCAUGGUUCCCGAAGAGAGGUGCGUUUGUCUUUUCUUUCUUCUAUUGUCGAAGAUGAUGAUAAAGAAGAGGCGCUUACAGUAGUAGAAACAGUUCGCAAACCAUUCACCAACAACUUUCUUUUCGACCCAUUAGUUGUGGGUCCUUGUAAUGGCUUACUCUGUCUGUAUGAUUUUGAGGGAAAUGCUGCUCUAUGGAAUCCCGCUACUAGGGAAUUCAAGACACUACCUUUGUCCCCUAUGGAUCAUCCUCCUUUUGAGGAAAUAACCUCUUAUAGCCUUGUUGGGUUCGGCUUCGAUAGAAGAAGUAAUGAUUACAAGGUGCUGAGGUUUUUCAUCGAUGGUUACGUGGAGGACAUGUUCUGUAUAAGUCAAGCUGAAUUAUACUCUGUAAGUGGCGGUUCUUGGAAGGAGAUCCCUGUAAUUGAUGAUGUUAGGCUUGGUCCUGCUCCAUGGUUUAAGGCAUACAAUGAUGGAUUUUACUAUUGGUUGACUGAUGAAUUCAUCCUGUCAUUUGACAUGGCCAAUGAAGUGUUUGAUAAAUUGCCCCUGCCAGAUGAUUUUGGUCUUUCUUCGAGGCUUUACCAUCCAGAACUCACAAUCUUCCGUGGGUCUCUUGCUCUUGUGCUUUGCAUAGUUGAUAUUGGUCCAGUGCAAUGCUUGGAUAUAUGGUUGAUGUCUAAACAUGGAGUGAAGGAGUCUUGGGUUAAACAAGUGACUAUUGGACCCAUCUUAGAAGUUGAGAGACCCUUAGGAUUUUGGAAGAAUGGUAGAUUGCUUUUUGAAGAUUCUGAGGAGCGGCUAGUCCUGUACCAUCCGAAUGUCCAACAACUGAAGAAUCUUCAACUCCGUCGGGAAGGUUACACAUUCGAGGUUGUAGAUUAUGCUGAGAGUCUUGUUCCAAUAAGUGGUGGACUGGAGGAAGAGCCUUUUAUUCGUACAAGAAUUGGCAACAUUUAGAGAAAUAUGGACUUUGAACUCUGAAUGGAUGAAGAAAU
This is a messenger RNA of Tripterygium wilfordii, 1350 nucleotides long. RefSeq names its product F-box/kelch-repeat protein At3g06240-like. The coding region runs from base 152 to 1312 and encodes 386 amino acids. Gene Ontology annotation, molecular function: protein binding. The transcript has a single exon. Lineage: Eukaryota; Viridiplantae; Streptophyta; Magnoliopsida; Celastrales; Celastraceae. The record is from RefSeq and is a predicted model, not a curated record.